AUGGAUGGGAUACUCGAUCAAAUCAUCAAGCCGGCGGUAUCAACAGGAGUUGGCUUCAACGCCAAAGAGGCUGCACGCUUCGUUCUUGACUACGUACAAAAGGCUAUGAGCUUUACCAGCGAUGCUGAUGCGAGUUCCUUCGUCACUCGCCUCUCUGACGUGACUAAGGCUUUCUUGUCACGCCUGGAUUCAGAAAACGGCCCCGACUUGCAUGAAAAUGUAGAGCUUGUUGACAUCCUGUCGAACCUGGUCCUCGUUCUCUCAUCAGCAGUGCGGCUCUGCCAGAAGACACAGUCUUUGGUAACAGAGAGCUUCACCAUGGAGAUGGUCCUAAGAAAAACUGCUGAAACCUUGGUUAGGGUUCUGCUCAACAUUGGACUGAACGACGUAACACGUCUGUACGACGACCUUCAGACAUUGAGAUACCGUGAGCGUGGUAUUCGCUCUGAUCAAGUUGUGCCACACACGUGGGUACUCUUGAUGAAGGCUCUAGAAAGUCUCCGGAUACCAAGAAUGAGUUUCUGGGACAUUACGUAUUCGCGCAUGCUUCAACCAAGCGUCAACUGCGGAGUCGAAUCACAGGAAUUCGAACGGCUUUGGAAGAACAUGUUUACUCUCUUACCAUUGUGCGAGUUCGACAAUACUGGUGUGAUCGUAACCGACAGGAGGCAUCAUGUUCCCAUGGAAGGUUGGAGUCUUCCCCAACAAGUCCUGAAGCGCGUCUUCGAACUAUACCGGAAAAACCCUCGCCAAUCCCCCAGCUUUAAUGACUACUGCCGGGCACUCGUGUCCAGGUGUCAUUAUCUGGUUGACCAAUGGGGUUGGCAGAAGUGCAGUGGCAUCAUCGGCACCAUCUUCGACUUUUUCGGUUCACAGAACCUAUCUCACUUGCGCAACGAAGAAGCAUUCCGCUCAGCUCGUUUCCUGGAUAGCCUUCACCUCAACCCAUCGCUCCGGGUUGAACCUGAAGAUCGAUGCUUCCAUAUCUUCCUUAAGCUUGUGGCACUGGCCAUAAACAGGUUGAAGCAAAAGGGGCUGGUCAACGACAUCCGCAAUCUGGUGGCUCGUACGCUCCCGAACCACGACCGACAAUACUCCAAGGAACAAAACGUUCACCAGCAUGAUUUGGCAGCCCUCAGAAACCACCACGACCUCCUAUGCACACUGUUUUGGGCAGCGCCACGUGACCUUCGUCCUGGCAUCCACAAUCUUGAGAAGCUGGUUAUCCCCGCCAGCUCUCACAAGGAGGCUUGCCUGAUCAAUUUGCGGGCAUGGAACCAACUCGCACGGUUUGUUGUACACGAGGAGCCUGCUGCAUCAUUCACCCCGCUAGCAAACUGGCAGUCCAACGUGUUUAGGCAGCUUCUGGAUCAGUACAACUCUGCCGCGGCAGAUAUCCAACAACAGUUCUUGGCCUUGUCCAAAGACGCUAGUAGCAACAUCAGUGAGGAUUUGAUGAACUCGAUUGUGACUACCAACAAGGCCGCUACAAUGGAGAUCAUGUUAUUCUCGGUCAAGUCCUCAAUGGAUGCUGUGCAACAUGCGGGUAGCUUGGAGCUGGCCAGACUUGCUUCAAGUCCAUUUCAACUACAGCAAGUCUUUCAGCACUUCUCUACCCUGCCAGCAGAUUUCCCGUCUACACUCUUACAGGCGUCCCUGACCACUCUUGAGCGCCUUCUUGGCAGGAUUGAGUCGGUCUUCAAUGAGGCGGAUGACAGUCAAGACAGCAUGGCUUCUAGGACGUUGGAAUCGGAAGAUGCAAUUCUUAUGUUGGAUCGUGAACUGGCCGCCGUAUUUCUCUCCACAGCGCGCUGCCUAUUAUCAAAUCAGUCGCGUGGCAGUCCUGGCGCCUCGUCAGUGUCAAAGGCUUGCGUUGAGCAGUCCGUUAUUGUUUCUGGCAUGAUGGUCGGCCUGUUCGUUCGGUGUACAAUGAUGGCACUCUCUCAGGUCUUCAAACCUACCAAAUACGGGCUUUUCGGAAAGGCGCCAACCAAGCUUAGCUGGGAACAACGCCAAUAUCUUCCCCUGUUUCUCUCUGUGGUUGCACAAAAGGGAGCAGCGAUCAAUUUGGAGACAGCCGAUGCCGCCUCCAAGAAAAGCAUGCGUGCCGAAUUUGAGAAAGUGCUCAACGCCGUCAUGAACCAAAUGCGGGUCGACGUCCAAAUCAUAGCAACCGACUCUUCUGAACAUCCCGGCUACGUCAAGUUUGUCCGCAAUAUCAUUUCUCUGAUCAAGGCCCAUGGUGCAGACAUCUGCCCUGUGCAGAAGUUCUUCCUGGAAGUGAGCAAGGAAUACUCUCCACCCAUGCAGGAUCCCCAGCUCCAAGCAGCCUUGAUCCAGUCGUAUGGGUUCAAGCUUGCUGAAGGCGACCCGAGAGUCCCGAGUACUCUCUUCCACUUCUUCCUCAACAACUUCAAGGGAGCUCUCCAACGAGACCGACUACCGCACGAAGUCCUCCUACUGAAACGAGCCUUGAAACAUGACGCUAUCAUGUCGUUCAUCUUGGGGAAGAUGCUUCCAGCAGUUUUGCAUGCCACGCUGUCCAAUCAUGAAGCUUAUGCAAUGCUUGACGUGCUGUGCGAUGCUCUUGGACUAGCCCUAACGCAACCAACCAUAGCUCGUCAAGUGAGCGAGGACAGUUUCGCCUGCAUCCCAGCCUUGGUCACAACAUUGUUGGCCUGGGCCACGGCCGUGAAGGGCGCAGCACUUUGCGCUGAGCAUAUUCAUGUGCUCAGAAGAAUCACCUGGCUCCUUAAUGCCUUUCAACCAUACAUCGAGUCCUUCUCGUUAAUGCCCAGAGCCGUCAAGGGCUGGGACAAUGUUAUGAACAGAUUACAAUGUUUCGGCCUGCUUGCCGAAGGCGCUCAUGAAUAUCUCGGCGCCGAGUUUGACAAAGGCGAUGUUCCUUUCAUGGCGCCCUCGAGGCUGUUCCGCCUCCUGAGGGCUCAUAAUGAGAACUUCAGGAUUCAGGAUACCACAGUUCUGACCUGGUCUGAACACAUUGGGAAUGAUAUUAGCAGAAACUGGGUCACCACAGGACCGCUCUUGACGGUAUCAGGGAUCAACCGCGGGACACCCUCGACGCAAUCUGGGCAAGGCUCACUUAGACCUCAGUGGAGCAUGCGGGAGCUGACAACGAGCUUGUACGAUCAACUGCGGAUCUGGCAUGAGUGGUGGAUAAGAGUUAAGGGAUCGCCCAAAGAGCGUGAGACGUUUGACUAUGGAGAGGAGUUGAUAUUCUGA
This is a messenger RNA of Colletotrichum spaethianum, 3243 nucleotides long. RefSeq names its product protein mms22. Bases 1 to 3243 code for a protein of 1080 amino acids. NCBI's taxonomy places the organism in Eukaryota, Fungi, Ascomycota, Sordariomycetes, Glomerellales, Glomerellaceae. The record is from RefSeq and is a predicted model, not a curated record. Gene Ontology annotation, biological process: double-strand break repair via homologous recombination; replication fork processing. Gene Ontology annotation, cellular component: nucleus; Cul8-RING ubiquitin ligase complex. The transcript has 5 exons.